Messenger RNA from Ciona intestinalis (vase tunicate), 1840 nucleotides. NCBI's taxonomy places the organism in Eukaryota, Metazoa, Chordata, Ascidiacea, Phlebobranchia, Cionidae. The record is from RefSeq and is a predicted model, not a curated record.
ACGUGUGUUUUUGCAUUUAAGAAAUUGUUUUUAUUAGUAGUUUGUUUUGCUUCACAAAAUAAAAUGACAGAAGAUGAUGCAGCAACACAAGACAAGGUGGAAUUUCACGAAAUGGGCCUUGACGAUCGUAUUUUAAAGGCAAUAGCAGAGGCAGGGUGGGCAAGUCCAACAUUAAUUCAGGAGAAAGCAAUUCCACUUGCAAUAAAUGGGAAGGAUAUUUUAUCUCGUGCUCGAACCGGCUCGGGCAAAACAGCGGCUUAUGCUGUUCCUAUAAUUCAACAAUUACUGAACCUGAAAAACACAACACAGGAAGAUGAAUACGAGCAAGAAGUUCGUGGAUUGGUUCUUGUCCCAUCACGUGAAUUGUCAGGUCAAGCAUACAACAUGAUGCAACAGCUCACCACAUCAUGCUCACGUGAUGUCACCAGCAUCGAUGUUUCAAUGGAAGGAGACCCAAAUCUUUUGAAGCCUCUGCUUGCUGUAAAACCAGACAUAGUAGUUGGUACACCCAGUCGUGUGUUGGCCCAUGUUCGAGCUGGUAACCUUACACUUGCUUCAGUACGGUGGUUGGUUCUUGAUGAAGCUGAUCUUCUUUUUUCAUUUGGUUACGAAGACGACUUAAAAAUUCUUCUUAAACACUUGCCAAGUAGUUACCAAUCUUUCUUAAUGUCAGCUACACUAAGUGAGGAUGUUGAAGCAUUGAAGAAACUUGUGUUGAACAACCCAGUUACAUUAAAUUUAUCUGAAGAAGAACUUCCUAUGACUGACAAGUUAACUCAAUAUCAUGUAUUCUGUGAAUCUGAGGACGAUAAAUAUCUUCUAAUAUACGCACUCAACAAACUUAAACUGGUCAGAGGAAAAUCCCUACUGUUUGUCAACACUAUUAAUAAAUGCUACAGGUUGAAAUUAUUUUUGGAACAAUUUUCAAUAUUUUGUUGCGUUUUGAACUCAGAGUUACCUGUCAGUACAAGGUGUCAUGUGGUACAGCAAUAUAAUGAGGGAUUAUAUGAUUACAUCAUUGCUACGGAUGAAAGUGCUGUUGUUGCAUCAACUGUGUCAGAAACUGCUCCAGAAAUAAAGAAAACUGGAAAACACAAGAAAAAGAAAUUGACAAAAGCAAAGGAAUACGGAGUUUCGCGAGGCAUUGAUUUUCAGAAUGUUUCAAACGUCAUAAAUUUUGACUUCCCGCCAACUGUUGGUUCAUACAUCCACAGAGUGGGACGAACGGCAAGAGGGGAUAAAUCCGGCACCGCACUUUCAUUUGUUGUUUCGGAGGAGAUGGAGUUAUUGUCACAAGCACAAGCCCGGUUGUCUAGCAACGCAGAUGAUCAGGUCAUGAAACCUUACCAGUUUAAAAUGGAUGAGAUUGAGGGUUUUAGAUAUCGGUGCAAGGAUGCGAUACGAGCGGUGACGAAGAGAGCAAUACAUGAUGCGAGGGUGAAGGAGUUAAGACGAGAGAUGUUGAACUCUGCAAAACUGAAAACCUAUUUUGAGGAAAACCCUUACGACCUCCAAGUAUUGCGUCACGAUGCAGCUUCCCGGCCAAUGAAAGUGAAGAAACACAUGAAGAAUGUUCCGGAAUAUUUAAUCCCACCCACGCUGAAAGGUUUAUACAGCGGGGUUUCCACCCGUGCGUCGCAACACCAGCCACCUCCAUCACAUGAUAUGAAACCAAGGAAAAGAAGUUCAGUUCGAGUGAUGGGAAAACCUAACCCGAAAUAUAAGAAGAAACUGGAAGAUCCACUGAAAAGUUUUAAAUUUGUAAAGAAAUCUUGAUUGAAAGCGUUGUAUUAAAAGACAGGAGAUGAGCGGAGGACAAUAAAAUGGAAAAUAAAUUGUG